AAUUAGUAAACCGCUCAAGUGAACCCUCAGCUUCUUCCUGAGGCACUCUGGCCGUGUGGCGGAAAUCUUGCUGGGGGUCAAGGCCACAAACCAGGCCCCCGCAAUUCUUAACAUGACUCGCAGUUUAGCCAACUCAGUUUGCAUCACAUUAUUAUUAUGAGUCAAUGGCGUCGCAGAAGCGAGCGAAAAUCGGGGUUUAUUAGCACAAAGGGUUUCGUGCAAUUACUCAAAAAAUUCUUGCAAUUAUGUUGAGCACAUUUCCAAAAAAUUUAAAGUAACACCAAAUCUUAUUAUAAUAAGAAUGUGGAGUUAUGAAGUUUUGUGAUGUAAUUCUGCUUUAUGUGAUUACAAACAACGUUUUACAUUCGGCAUCUGGGGACAAUUCAAUUUAAUAUACGAGAUUUAUGUACUAGGCAGUUUAAAACAUUUUUGCACAAUAAUGGUUAUGUUUUUUUUUGCUUUUUGGAUUACUAUUUUGGCCGGACUAUCGACCGUCGUGCAGUUUUAUUUCAAGGGUUUUGAUUGUAUUUCAUUUCAUUCGGGAAUUUUCUUUCUGGAGUAUUUUUCUAUACAACAGCUACAUAGACACAUUUCUGUUGUACAUACAGCCGCUGUAUAUAGGUAGCAAUUUUAUAAAUCCUUAUUACGUGAGUGAAAUUACCAAAUCAGGAUGAGUUCCGGUGGUGCGACGACGACAAAAGGAGGCCCUGUGAAAGGGGGGGUUCAACAACAGAAUCCCUCUACCAAUAACAACAACAGUAAAAAGUCCAGCAAGUCAGAUUCAAAAUCAGACAAACUUGAUCUCACCCCAAAGAUUGUGAUUGUGGCAACUGCUGAACAAAUGCAAAUUGCAAAGAUCAUGGAUUCACAUCGAGUUGAAGAUCCAGAAUUGCAAAAGAAAAUUCGGCAAGUGAUGGAAAUCACGAGAACAACAGAGGAUCAAGCUUGCAUGGCUCUUCACAGCAGAGAGUAUGAUAUUGAAAUGGCUAUUACACUUCUCACGGAUGGAGGGAGUCAGUCGUUGGAGUCGGAAUGGGCUCAAGCAGGUAAAAAACGCAAGGUGAAGACUCCAAAUCAGAAGUCUGACACAGCUGUUGUACCCAAAGAUGGAAAGGGAGGAGUAAUCAAAGACGGGGAAAGAACUGGGCGUGACAAGUCAGAUAAGCGAGAUUUGAAAGGGGAGAAGAAAGACUUGGAAGGUGGUGGUGACCAGCCUUUCACAGGAGACCAGAGGAGAGGGGACAGGGCUGGUCGUAGUGGAAUAGGCACUCGAAGUCGCGGUGGUCGCCCUGGAAUUGGAAGAGGAGGUCGCAGUGACAAAGAAAACGAGGAGCUCAUGAAAAGUGGAAGAAUGGGCGGAAUGACAAAUGGUCCUGGGAGAGGAGGCAGAGGUGGAGGAGGUAUCAGCGGAGGAAAUGGACGUGGAUCUCGUGGGGGUGGCAGAACAUUUGCUAGCCGUGCUCGUGGUGAUCGCGAUGGAGACAGUUAUAACACUAUUGACGUGUGGGAAAACACAGAUUAUCAAGCAGACGGUACAAAAGAGGCACCAAUGAAAGUCGACAAAUGGGGAGAAUUUCCUUCCGCAGAAGACUGGGACAAUGAAGAAUAUACUGGAUCAUUAGCUGACACCAAAGUUUUUACCCCUUCUACCCAGACGACGGUGGGUCCUUUGAAUGAUACCACUAAUGGCUCAGGAAGUGGGCAUCCAAAUUCCAAUCACAUUCAGAGUGCUUCCAGUAAUUCUUCAGCAGACAUUUUGAAGAUGGCUGCUAAUCAAGAAUCAGGGGUCACAAUGAGCAGCGUUGUACAAGGGCUUGCGGGGUCUGGAGCGAACGGUGGCAACCAGCAAUCCGGAUCGCACACUCUUGAUCUAAAUUUACUGCUUUCGAAACAGAAUUCUACAGUUUCAUCAGGAGUUUCAUCACAUGCAAACCCUGGAGUAAAUUUGUUGGCUUCGCUUCAGUCGUCGUCUUACUCCAACUCUAAUCAAAUGAAUGUCGGAGUUUCUAACCAGGCUUUACCUCCACGAAAUAAAGUGCAAAGGCCACGUGGUCCACCAUCCAAAAUUCCUUCAUCUGCUGUUGAAAUGCCUGAUGACCCAGGGUCGACUUUAGACGUUCAAUUUGGUGGCUUAGACUUGUCCUCAUCAGACCCGUCCCUCUCGUUUAGCUCUGUGAUGCAGGGUGGAAAGCAGGACAACACUUUAAUUUAUGGAGGUCAAGGUACAAAAAUGGAUUCUUUUGGGUCCGGAAAUUCAAACGACAAAGAUUUGAAAUCAUCCGGCCACUCCCCAUCUCCAUUCCAAACUUCAAUCAAUGCCCAGUCAUCCCUUACUGAUCCCGGAAAAGGAAGCAAUCUAACCGGCACUAGUAACACUCCCGGUGGUGGUAUAGAUAAUUUAUCACUCUCACAAAACCAAACAAAAUCGCAACAACCUGGAUCCAAUUCGUAUGCGGCAGCCAAUUCUGGAAAUAAUGCUGGUUCAGCUUUCGUAUCGUAUGCACAUGCAGGCAAUAAACCUGCGCCUGGUUUUCCUGCCCCUGGAUUUCCUCCAGUGUCACAAAAUACUUAUAGCUCAACUGCAGCUACGGGGGGUCCUGUUUAUGGUUCACAACAACAGAUACCAAAUCAACAAUCGGGAUACAUGUCACACAUUGCGUAUGGAACAGCUUCAAAUACUUCAAGUCAGCCUAUUGUUGCCUCUUCUCAAAACGCUAACGUACCUUAUGGACCUGGUAGCACGGCACCUCCGCAGAGUGGUUACCAUAUGAAUUCUAAUGUCAAUUCAGGCUAUAACAAUUCAUCUGGUAACACACAGUAUGCAAGCUAUGGUCCCAAGAUGGGAGGACUGAACACAACGACUGGUAUAAAAGAAUCAACGACUGAUGUUAGUGCUAAUGUUAUGCCAGCCUCGUCUGUUGGCUCGGUUGCAACUUCUCAGAUGGGAUCAAACGUGCAACCUGGAUCAGGUGAGGAUUGGAACUACGGGACUGAAUUACCCUCCGGAAACACAUCUUCUACAUCAUCGAAUGCAAAGUCGUCAUCUGUUCCAGCAACGACUAAUACGACAUCUAAGAUGAUGCCACCGGGAAUGGUUAUGCCUCCAUAUAUUCUUAGUCAAAAUACGCCAGCUGUUCCAUUUUAUGGUGUACAAACGCAAGUUUACGGAUACGAAGAUAACUCUAUGCAAUUUAUGCCAAGGCUACCUCCAAACUUUGGUUAUUAUGAUGCCACGGGUCCGGGUGGUUAUGGCGUCCAAGUUUCUGGACGAAAUGACGCCCAAACAAUGCAAGCUUAUUCCAACGCAGCUGACGGGAGAUUUCAACGGUCUGACAGCUCAACGGCCUCUCCUGUUCCGUCGAAUCUCGCAGGUGGAAAUACACAGCAAGCCAUGUACAACCAAGCCAUGCCAUACUUUUAUGUAGGGAAUAACAUGGUACAAGGAUCUUUUCCUUACACACAUAUGUAUCAACAACCAAUGGCUCCAGCGACAAACCCUUCCGGGCCAGCAGUUAACCAUCAGUAUCAAAAUAAAAGCGUGUACAAUGCUUCGUACGCUUACGACACCAAUCAGGGAGGUCCAACAAAUGACUUUAACAACAAAGGUUCUUAUCCAAGUGGACCCAACUCCAACAGUACGAAAGGUUCAACAACUGGCGUUUCCCAAUCGACUGACUUAAAUUCCUCAAUUUAUAAGGGACACAUGGGGAAAAUUAAUUCGUAUGAUAAACAGUUUGGACCUGGGGGACAGGGGGGAUUCAGCUCCGGUGCUCAGCCAAACGUAUUAAACAAUUUGAGUAACGCAAUGGCCACGUCAUACAGCGUUUUCAUCCCAUCACAAGCAGUACAUACUCUUCCUCCUAUGCAUCAAGAUGCUGGUGGUAAUGCAUCUAGGCCAGGCCCAGGGCAGCCAAAAGGAAAACAACAGCAACAAUACAGCGGAGGACCCUACUGGGGAAACAACUAACCCUCUUCCCCCCCCCCUUUACACAUGCACACAUUCAGACAACAAUUUAGUGUUUUCUGUUUUACAUCUUGAUGUCAAAUGUACAUCUAAAAACCAAAUUGUAAUGAUUAGUUAUAGAUUGUCUCAUGAGUGUUAUUAGAAGAAAAAACACAGCAUAUUCUCGAAGUUGUUUAAAUCAUCUCAUUGUACUGUGCGCGUAAGUAAGCGGCAAAUUAAGCUGCUGUUACCCAUGAUUUUCUUGGUUCCGAACAACGGCUUAUAUAUAAAUAUAUAUCAUGUUUUCGAUUAAUGAUUAAUCUUAGAUAAAUUUCUUAUUAUUAUCAACUAUUGCGCCAGAAGCAACGUUUUUCAUUGUUCGUACAGAUACACAACUUUAAGUAAAAUCGUUCGUAAAAAUCGAUGAUAGAUAAAUUAAAGUUAAUAAUAGACGACACCAUGUGAAUUUUUAAAUUUAUUUAAAUUUAAUUAAAUUCAGUACCUUUUACGAUUAUAGUUAUAAUGAAUUAUACAUCUUUGAAACUUAUUAAACUCGUAUAGUGAUGCGUUUAUAUACAAUGAGAAUUUGUGUUUGAAUUAAUUUUUCAUUUUUUCCAUUCCUUACUUCCGAUCCGCCUCUUUUAUACGUUUCAUUUGCGUUGACCUUUUAUGGACAUUUGAAAAAAUUAAAACAUUCAUUGUUGUUUGUUGGAUUGAUUGUUCUGUUGUGGGUAAUUAAAUUAGACAUAUAAAUAUAAUAUAUAUAUAUAUAUAUAUAAAUACAUAUAUAUAUAUUGCAUUACUACAAACCUCUAUAUAUAAAUACCUCUUAUUUUGUCUAUGUAAGUCCUACUGAAAUGGUUUCGUAGUGCAACUGAAGAAGUGAAUGAAUCAAGCUCAGAAAUUCUAAAAUGAAAAUAUAUAGCAGACUGAGUCACCGCCACCGCCAAACCCACAACAACUCUUGACCGAUUUAAUCCGAUUGCAAUUAAAUCUGACGACCAGAACACUUACCUACAGUUUCACUAAUAUUUAAUAGAUUAACAAUAAACUACAGUAAAAAUUGGUAA
Messenger RNA from Folsomia candida, 5013 nucleotides. It is a transcript of the gene lig, whose product is annotated as protein lingerer. Gene Ontology annotation, cellular component: nucleus; cytoplasm. Gene Ontology annotation, molecular function: protein binding. The transcript is spliced from 19 exons. The record is from RefSeq and is a predicted model, not a curated record. Lineage: Eukaryota; Metazoa; Arthropoda; Collembola; Entomobryomorpha; Isotomidae. Bases 671 to 3967 code for a protein of 1098 amino acids.